AUGGCAUUGAAGAAUGCGGCCGGAUCUAAAUCGAGUGGGAGCUCUUUGGACGAUGAUGAUGAGGAUGAGGACGAUGACGUCUGUGAUUGGGGGUUUGUGGUGAGGAAGAAGAGUGGAGUGGAUGAGGUAUAUCCGACUGGAGGUGAAGGGUCGUCGUGUAGGGAGCUUGCGAGAGUGAUUCUGAAGUUGGGAGAGGUGUACGAGAGGAUCGAAGGUGCGAAGCAGAGGAUGAUGGUUGAGUGGUGGAGAAAAAGAGGAUGGAAGCUGCUAAGGAGAUUGAGUGCAAAACGAAUGAACAUGUUGAUGGAUAUGCAGAUGGAGCUUGAAAAGAUCCAAGCUUGCCAAACGUAG
Molecule: messenger RNA, 351 nt
Organism: Brassica napus (rape)
Lineage: Eukaryota; Viridiplantae; Streptophyta; Magnoliopsida; Brassicales; Brassicaceae
Exons: 2
Coding region: 1-351 (116 amino acids)
Cellular component (GO): nucleus
Molecular function (GO): transcription cis-regulatory region binding
Source: RefSeq, a predicted model, not a curated record